Dinoponera quadriceps is the source of this 7990-nucleotide messenger RNA. RefSeq names its product chromodomain-helicase-DNA-binding protein 1 (gene Chd1). The record is from RefSeq and is a predicted model, not a curated record. Gene Ontology annotation, molecular function: chromatin binding; ATP hydrolysis activity; histone binding. Bases 1449 to 6977 code for a protein of 1842 amino acids. The transcript has 22 exons. Gene Ontology annotation, cellular component: chromatin; nucleus. Lineage: Eukaryota; Metazoa; Arthropoda; Insecta; Hymenoptera; Formicidae. Gene Ontology annotation, biological process: nucleosome organization; regulation of transcription by RNA polymerase II.
GAGCGGCUCGUCCUUUUCCGGUGCGGCGUGCCACUGGUGCCAGGGUAAUAUUCUUCGUCUUUCAUUCUCGUCGCAAUACACUAGUUUCAGCAUCUGUCGAAGGGCUAGUUGGCUUUCCAACGUGACGGGCUAUGCGUGCCGUUCAAGCGGUGUCGUUAUCCCGGCGCUACAACACGUCGGUCGAUCCGAAAUUUUCAUUUGAACGCGGUUGAGUCGCGUAGACGCGCCCGUUACACGAUGGAAAAGCUAUCUGGCCGCUUCGCCCUUGUCAGUUUCUCAUAUAUCGCUACUACUCGGUUUUGCAUGGCGACGUCGUUCUUAGCGUUCUGAAGUACUACGCAUUCCGAUCGAUCACGUCGUCGUGAUGGUUGUGUGUUGUUACUUCGCGUAAGCGAAAUGUGUGUUAAACACGAGUUCCUGAGAGCGAGAGAGCCCCCGAAAACGUUUAAUUAUGUCCUACGGUAUGUAUCAGCCGUUCACGUUUACAUACGUCACGAGGCAGCGUCACGUUCCGAUCGAAAGCUUUCCUUGUUUCCGACGCUGAAACCACGACGAAAAAAAAAAAUCAAUAUCGCGUGACUCCGACCGGAAUCCGUAUUCCAGCCCGACGAUACUACCGUUGAUAUAUAGCUCCGAUUGGACGUAUAUAGCGCAUUUUCUCAUGCUCGAAGCUACUUCCUUUUGCUUUGUUCAUCUCACUUUCUCUCGGCCGUGCGUGAAAGUUCUCGAAAAAGAAAAAAAGGGGGAGGGGAGAAAACGAGAUUUUACAAGGUCAUGAAAUUUUCUCGAACGGUCGCUCACGCCAUUUUCUACGGCUUUGCCGUAAUGCGCACAAAAGACAACAUUCGUUCGAAAAUGCGCCGCGCAUUCUGGGUAAAAUACGACGCCACGACCACUCAAAAUGGCUGUCUAACGAGCGAUUUCCGUUACGCGGCCGUUUCCGACGGACGGCGGUGAGGGAUCGUCGUGCUAGGCCGAAUCGGACUCGCGCGAUCGCUAUUUCACGUGCGAAAAUCGCUCCGCAUGAUUUCCGGACCUCUGAAAAUCCAUUUGUCGUUUUCGUCGCAGAAUUUCACGUCGCGAAAGUAUCUCGCGUGAAGUACGCCUCAAUUCCGGCGUGCGCGCGCACUCGCACAGGAUAGGACGUGGCAUGAGGAAGGGAGGGCGAGAUGGCGCCCGCGUUGCAUGCUGGGACUUGGGCGAGAGGGGGGACGGAGUGCGUACGGGAACGUCGAAGGAGCUAGUCUAUUCACAAAAUGGCGGACGAACUCGGGAUUGCGAGCAUAUAGUGCGUGUGCCUCGAUAGUUUUUCCCGAUGUCGCGUUUUCGUACGCGGGUAAACCUUUGAUACCGCGCAAACACGUACACCUCGGACACCUCUAUCGUUGAAUUGGCGGCACACCGCGGGCGGAAAUCGUGAGAACGAAAGAUAUCGUUGCGACGCGUACAUGAGCACAAUGCAGAAGUCAUUAGAGUCCGAGUCCGGUAAGGAAUCCGGGUCGGAUUCCGAGAAUGAGAGUAAAAGCGAUAGCUCUUCUUCCGGGAGUAAUAGCGGUUCAGCAUCAGGCUCGGAAAGUGACUCUAGCUCUUCGAGCAGUUCCUGUUCCGGGUCAGGCUCUGAUUCAGAAAAGUCAGAGAAGUCGGAUGCACCUGCACACAGUGAUAGCUUCCAGAGCAAAAGCUCAAAUCACAGCACAGAGACAAAGGUUAGGGUUAAACAUGGUCGCGAGUGGGACGAGAAUCCUGACAUAUAUGGCAUCAGGAGGUCCAGGCGUUCAAGGAAAAAGCCGGAAAGGCUCUCCACGAGCCACGGGAGCGACAGUGAUAGUCGCAAGAAACACAAGACUAAGGGUGUGCACACUUCUUGGAAUUCUUCUUCGGAAUCAGAUUCUGACGAGAAUGAUAACGUUAAUAAUAUUCGAAGGCCUCCAACUCUCUGUAAAGCUGUAAACAGUAAAUCUCUAAACAGUAAAUCUCUACACAGUAAAUCUUUAAACAGAACUUCGCUGUUGAGAGUGAAAGAGAAUAUCAAGUUACGAAAGAAGCCUAUUUCUGAAUCUUCGGAAUCUUCCUUUGACAGCGAUGACAAUAGGAGACAAGUCACCAGAAGGACAGGUACAGCUGUCAGUUACAAAGAACAAAGCGAAGAAGGGACCGAUAGCGAAGAUCUGGUUGAAGUUGAAGAAUCUAAUGCUGCAUCUACAGAACCUGACAAUGCGGAAACAAUUGAGCGAAUUUUGGGGCAGAGGAGAGGCAAGAAAGGAGUUACCGGCAACAUAACGACAAUCUAUGCUGUCGAGGACAACGGCGAUCCUAAUCCACAGGAUCUGAGCGAUGUAGAAACUGAAAUACAGUAUUUGAUUAAAUGGAAAGGCUGGGGUCAUAUACACAACACAUGGGAAUCGGAGGAAUCAUUGAAAGCACAAAAGGUCAAAGGAUUGAAGAAAUUGGACAAUUUUAUUAAACGCGAACGAGAUAUCAAGCAAUGGAGAGAAAGCGCUGGUCCAGAGGAUAUAGAUUACUAUGAGUGUCAAUUAGAGCUUCAACAAGAUCUCUUGAAGAGUUACAACAAUGUCGAGCGGAUUAUUGCUGAGUACGAGAAACCAGACUCUGAUUAUCCCGAUUAUUUGUGCAAAUGGGAAAGUCUGCCAUAUAUCGAAGCUACGUGGGAAGAUGGAGCUUUGAUAAUAAAAAAGUGGCCAGAGAAGAUCACAGAGUUUCGUGACAGGGAGGAUUCCAAAAAGACUCCGAGCAAACAUUGUAAAGUCCUCAAAUCUAGACCCAAGUUUCAUCAAUUGAAAGGACAACCAGACUACAUGGGCAAAGGGAAGGAUUUAGUAUUGAGAGAUUAUCAGAUGGACGGACUUAAUUGGAUGAUUCAUUCUUGGUGCAAGGAGAACAGCGUUAUAUUAGCUGAUGAGAUGGGUCUGGGGAAGACGAUCCAAACGAUAUGCUUCCUUUACUAUCUAUUUCACACCCAACAACUUUAUGGGCCAUUCUUACUAGUAGUUCCAUUGUCAACGAUGACUUCCUGGCAAAGAGAGAUGUCUCAGUGGGCACCCGAUAUGAAUUUUGUUACUUACUUGGGUGAUGUCUCUUCCCGUAAUGUUAUCAGAGAACACGAAUGGUGCUACAGUUCGAAGAGGCUAAAGUUUAACGCUAUACUUACCACAUAUGAAAUAGUACUUAAAGACAAAACAUUUCUGGGUGCCUUAAACUGGGCAGUGCUGUUGGUGGAUGAAGCUCAUCGAUUGAAGAAUGACGAUUCUCUUCUGUAUAAAGCACUUGCUGAAUUUAACACCAAUCAUCGUCUGUUGAUUACCGGUACUCCAUUGCAAAACAGCUUGAAGGAAUUAUGGGCCUUAUUGCACUUCAUCAUGCCUAUGAAAUUCAACUCGUGGGAAGAUUUUGAGAAGGAACACGAGAAUGCUGCCCAGAAAGGAUACUCUAAGCUACAUAAACAGCUGGAGCCAUUUAUUUUGCGCCGAGUUAAGAAAGACGUCGAGAAAUCCUUGCCCGCUAAGGUCGAACAAAUCCUACGAGUGGAGAUGACAUCCUUGCAGAAGCAGUAUUACAAGUGGAUACUGACCAAAAAUUACAGCGCGUUGCGAAAAGGCACGAAGGGAUCUACCAUGUCAUUCUUGAACAUUGUCAUCGAAUUGAAGAAGUGUUGCAAUCAUGCCUUUCUUACGAAACCUAAUGAGUCCGAGAAGAGAGAUGGUAACGAGGAUUACUUGCAGCAAGUGAUCCGUGGCUCUGGCAAAUUAGUGCUUCUGGACAAGCUAUUGGUGAGAUUGCGCGAAAAGGGGCACCGGGUUCUGAUAUUCAGCCAAAUGGUCAGAAUGUUGGACAUCAUCGGCGAAUAUCUGCAAAAGAAGCAUUUCCCAUUCCAAAGACUGGACGGAAGCAUAAAAGGCGAAUUGAGGAAGCAGGCGUUGGAUCAUUUCAAUGCGGAAGGCUCGACGGACUUCUGUUUUUUGCUGUCAACGCGCGCCGGUGGUCUCGGUAUCAAUCUCGCCACCGCGGACACCGUCAUCAUCUUUGAUUCAGAUUGGAAUCCUCAAAACGACUUGCAAGCGCAAGCUCGAGCGCAUCGAAUAGGACAAAAGAAUCAGGUUAAUAUUUAUCGGCUAGUUACCAAGAACUCGGUCGAGGAGGAGAUCGUGGAGCGCGCGAAGCAGAAGAUGGUCCUUGACCAUUUAGUGAUACAAAGAAUGGACACAACUGGACGAACAGUGUUGGAUAAGAAAAACGCGGGGACCAAUAGCAAUCCGUUUAGCAAAGAGGAUCUAAAUGCCAUUUUGAAAUUCGGCGCGGAGGACCUGUUUAAAGACGAAGAGGAUGGAGACGAAGAGCCAACCUGUGAUAUCGACGAAAUAUUAAAAAGGGCCGAAACAAGAGAUGAAGGACCAGCGACAGUUGGCGAUGAAUUAUUGUCUGCUUUUAAAGUUGCUAGUUUCGCUGCAUUUGAAGAAGAAUCCGAACCCAUCAAUCAGCCGAAUGAUAACGACGACGAAAGUAAGGAUUGGGCGGUGAUCAUUCCGGAAAACUUCCGCAAGAAAGUAGAGGAGGAGGAGAAAUCCAAAGAAAUGGAGGAUCUUUACCUGCCACCGAGAAGCCGGAAGACCCUUCAGCAAAUCAACGAAAGCGGGAAAAGCAAAAAGCGCAAGAAGCAGGAUGACAGUGAGGAUGGCGACGAGUCUGGUAGCGACGCGGAUGGCAGCGAUGACGAAAGGCCGGCGAAGAAGAGAGGCAGGCCGAGGGUCACACCGCGUGAGAACAUCAAAAGCUUUACCGAUGCUGAGAUACGAAGAUUCGUCAAGAGUUACAAGAAGUUCCCGGCGCCUCUGAAGCGAUUAGACGACAUCGCGGCCGAUGCCGAGUUGCAGGAGAAACCUAUGUCGGAAUUGCGUUUCCUGGGCGAACAACUGAAGUCGAGAUGCGACGCCUGUUUGGCGGAGUUCGAGAAUACCGCGAAAGAAAACAAGGUCGGUGAGGAAGAAGGCAAAGGACCUGGUCGCAAGAGAGGACGCGGUCCCACCUUUAAAAUGGGCGGUGUCAUGGUAAACGCGAAGUCAUUCUCAGCCGCAGUUAAAGAACUCGAGCCCCUGGAACAAGCUCUGCCAGCUGAUCCUGAGCAGCGUGCCAAUUGGUACAUUGAUUUCAAGCUGAAACCGGCGAAUUUCGACUGCGAGUGGACUUGCGAGGACGAUUCUCGACUGCUGAGGGGCAUAUUUCAACAUGGCAUGGGUUCGUGGGAAGCAAUCAAAAUGGACACCAGCCUGAAACUCGGAGAUAAGAUUCUUUUUAACGGCAGUAAAGUACAGUUGAAGCGCAUCAACACGCGCGCGGAAUACCUGCUGAAAGUUUUGAAGAAGCAAAUCGACGUCAAGUUAGGAGUGACACGAGCGAGGAAGCCGAGGAAGCCCAAAGAGAUGAAAAUAAUGACCAAAGAGAUCGUGGAAGACAAUGACUCUUCUGGUGACGAGAAUAAAAAACCGAAACCCAAAGUUGACAAGCCGACAGUCAGGAAAGAGGACGAGGUUGUCGCCUCAAAGAAAGAGACCGAAAAAGAUGCCGAUGAUUUGUCCGAGGAAAAGAAGAAAGACAAGAAGAUUAAGAAGGACAAGAAAGAGAACAAGAAGACAAAGAAGAAUAAACAACCAGCAGGUCCAAUGCAUUUUACGGCGAAUAACGAACCAAGGGCUCUCGAUGUACUUGGAGAUUUGGAUCCUUCGAUAUUCAAUGAGUGUAAGGAGAAAAUGAGGCCAGUAAAGAAAGCAUUGAAGGCCUUGGACAGACCGGACGAGUCCUUGAGUCCGCAGGACCAAGUCGCUCAUACGCGCCAUUGUCUCUUGCAAAUCGGGAAUCAGAUCAACACGUGUCUCGCGGAAUACCGAGAUCCUGAGCAGAUCAAAGAGUGGCGAAGUAAUCUCUGGUACUUCGUUUCCAAGUUCACCGAGUUCGACGCGAAGAAGCUUUACAAGCUGUACAAGCACGCGAUGAAGAAGAACACCGACAGCAACGGCGGUGUCUCUUCCAGCCCCGACAAAAAGGAGGAUUCCAAUGUCCCUAAGAAACACAAUGAGAAGCCUCACGACAAACAUAUCGAGAAACAGCAGGCGGACGUUGGUAGUAAAGAUAGAAUAGGCAAACGUAAGAUCGACGAUGUCGAGGAGAAUUCGAAUAGCAGUACCUUAAGUAAGAAACAUCUCUCGGCUAUUUCUGCUGUCGGUAAUAUCAGCAAUACGUCCGCGGUUACUAUCGGUGCUAUUACGAUUACUCCUAUCACGUCGACGCCGAAUUCCACAUCGGGCACGACCAAUAGCGCAGAAACGUCGAGACAUAAGGAUCAAAAAGAGUCGAAGCACAAAGACAUGAAGAGGGACCGAGAACGAGAUAGAGAACGGGAUAGAGGACACAAUGACAGAAGUAUAGAUAGGAUAAGGGGCGGUAAAGACGACAGAAUUGGAAGGGAUAGCGGAGGGUAUGGCAUUGGACAUUACAGCGGCAGUAGGGAGGACGAUCACUGGCUGUCGAGAGACGGAAGAGACAUGAGAGAUAACAGAUUCGGCGAUCACAAGCGCGAUCGCUUCGACUCAUACGGGCGAAUGUCCGGCGGUUAUCACCGAGACCGAGACAGGGAACGAGAUCGCAGUAUGCACAUGAACGACAAGAGGAAGUACGUUUACAAUAAUGCAUACACCGACGAUUGGCCUUACGCUGAACGAUUCGUCUCACGAGAGGAUUCCUUCAGUGAUUAUUACAGGUAUCCGUCGGGACCACCGAGUUACGGAUACGGUCCUGGUGGUUACGGUGGUGGCAGUGGCGGUGGUUAUCCUGCCGCGGACAUCGCCUCGAGUCACUUCAGGGGACGUGGCUACCCGAGUGACAGUUAUUCCGGCGAUUGGCGGCAGAACAAAGAUUACAGAAGAGACUACGACAGGAGACCACCACCGCCGAACGCCAACUCCUAGUGCUCCUUCCUCGCCUCCAUUAUCUCGGACGAGUACCGCAAGGCAAUUGUGAUACCGCCACACUCUUGUACAUAGUCUUCUACGUAUGAAUGCGAGUCGUGAGAUGCACCGAAUUGUUGAAGUGGUGUUUUUUUUUCCUGCGUGAUUGUUGCACCGCUUGUAUUUAUAUGUAAAGAAAGAAAUCAAUUCCAAUCCAAAUUUAUUCACAUUUACAUUUAUUAAUAAAUUAAUCAUAUACAAAGCUCUCAGAUCAUUUCGUACAUUAAUAUGUACGAAUAAAGUCACGACGACGAUAGCGUGAAUCGCGAGAAGUCGGUGAGAUAAAGAGAGAGUUUCCGUGGAAAAUUACACGGACGACAACUAAAUUACGCAUAAGGGAACAGGCUCUUCGUGUUCUUAGCUCGCAUUGAAGGGACGAUCUAAAAUUGGUUAUAGAAAAUUGCCGAUCCGCUUGAUCUGGGAUCCAAUCGUGUGUAUAUAUCAGAGAAGUGCACAAAAUUCCGUGAACUGAACCAUUUUUAUCGUCAGAAGUUGGUUUCAUUUAUCCGAAUUAAAUUUGAUGAAUGCAAUUAUAUAAUGAAAUUAAUUUAACAAAUAUGUUCGAGCUAAAUUUUGUGCGUACGCCUGUGUAUUUUAUAUCACUGCGUAUAUCAAUUUUUUUUUUUACUAUACCCAUUACGUGAUUAAUAUAUUUGUUAAGUAACAUCUUCCGAAAUCAUACAUAUUUUGCAUUUUCGAUAUAUAAUUAUAUACAGAGAUGUAUGUGUUUAGUUCAGAUACAUAACUAGUUUAGACGCAUAAAUCUCCUCGAACUCCGAACAUAAUACCUUGACUCCAUAAUAUGCAAGUCUGAUGAUGGCAAAUUGUCUGAUUUUGUUAUUAACAUAAUUCAAAGUCCGACCGGUUUGCAAUAGAUACAACAAAUGGACAGGUUUCAUUAUAGGACGAUGUCUGUAAAAUUGUACAAACUGUAUUAACGAAUAUACACUCGUAUUAAAUUUUCUAUAAAGAUA